AAAAAGAGCGUAGAUUUAAAUUGAAUAGCCUAAUUUCGAAUUAGUCAACAAUUUUGAGGGCAAGCAGACGCCGCCCCAGUUUGGAACAGCCCAAGGAAACUCCAUAGGCUUAGUUUUCUUCCCAGAGGUCUAUCAGAUCGCUCCUCUUCCAGUUCUUACUUCCAAGUUCUCGCUUCACACAGACAGCCAAACAAAUAUGGCGGCUUGCUCUACCUGGAAAACCCUACGAAUUUCCUCCUCUUCCGCAAGAACCCUCCUUCAACGUUCCUCCUCCUCCCCCCCCUCUGCGUCUCAUCUUGUGUCCAAACCUACGAUGUCUGCGCCACUUCCUUCUGCAAAGCCGUCCGCAUCUUCCCGCUUCUCUGUUCCGAAGCUUACCAACUUCAGGCUUCCAGUGGAGUUGUCAAGCGUGCAGUCACUAAUGCCAUUGCACAGUGCUACUGCUUCUGCCUUGUUUACUUCCCUGCUUUCUUUGCAUAACAACAGUUGGGGUUGUCUAUCUGAAGGAUUUGCUACACCGCUAUAACAUGGCCGGUACCUUCAGUUUCGCUACCAGACGUGGAAUUUGUGGGAAGCAGAUUUGGUUAUGUUGUAUGUUUUUUGGUUACAAAUUGAGUUGGAUGUUCCUACUUCAGUAUGUGAUUCUCUCACUUUUCCCUAGUUUACAAACCAUUAUAGAGAUGAUAGGUGACAGGAUAUCCCUAUAUGCUUUUGCUGGUAAAAAGUUUUGCAGAGAAAGUAGGAUAUUGAGAUCUCAGCAAUGUCAUUGAAUAAUUGGGAACUGUGUUCUAUUGUUAUAUUUUUAUCUGCACAAUUAUCUUAAGCUAAGCCAAACAUGACUAGUUUCCAUCCGAGUCCUUGUCACUCAGUUUGAUAAUCCUGCCACAUUCGGUCAGGUGUAGAUGUUGCAAAAUGCAUGGUGAUAUUGUUCUUGUAAGUUUUGGACCAUCAAUUCAGCUAUGAGUUUGGCUCAUUUUUUAA
Cucurbita moschata (crookneck pumpkin) is the source of this 981-nucleotide messenger RNA. RefSeq names its product protein NUCLEAR FUSION DEFECTIVE 6, chloroplastic/mitochondrial. The transcript has 3 exons. The record is from RefSeq and is a predicted model, not a curated record. The coding region runs from base 197 to 526 and encodes 109 amino acids. Lineage: Eukaryota; Viridiplantae; Streptophyta; Magnoliopsida; Cucurbitales; Cucurbitaceae. Gene Ontology annotation, cellular component: mitochondrion.